Messenger RNA from Blepharisma stoltei, 1902 nucleotides. Lineage: Eukaryota; Ciliophora; Heterotrichea; Heterotrichida; Blepharismidae. The record is from the annotation of a GenBank genome assembly.
AUGGUAGACAUUUUAUUGAACGUUAUGGCUCAAGUACUCAACCGAAUCAAGCUAGAAGCUGCACAAAGGCGCAUUCGCCCUAAAGAAUUCUUUACAGAUUUUGAUCCACUUCGCAAAGGAGAAGUCAGUGAAGCUCAAUUCCGUCGUGCUUUAAGUAUGAUGAACUUCCCACUAACAUCAGCAGAUAUGAGCGCACUUGGUUCAUUAUUCAAGGUCGAUGGCGGCCAAAUCAACUAUAGGCAAUUCCUUUCAGAAAUGGAAUCAGCAUAUCUUGAUGAAUCUGAGCCAUUUUUUUAAUUUUUAACUCCCCCCCCCCUCCGUGAGCGAACAAAAAAAUUUUGUUCGCUCACGGAGGGGGGUUAAUUUUUUUUUUUAAAAAAAAAAUUUAUAUAUAAAAAUUUUAUAAAAAAUAUUUUUUUUCGAAAUUUAAAAAAAAUCCUAAUUUGCAAAAUUGGGAAAGCAAAUAUUAAUUUAAUUUGCAAAAUUUAUGUUUUAAAACGCAAUUUGUUUAAAAUUAAACAGAAUUAGCUCUAGAUUUCAUUAUACUAAUUAUCACUUAUAUAUCAAAAUUUUUUUCCAUUAUAAUUUUUUCUAUUAAAAAAUUUUUUUGUUCACUCACGGAGGGUGGGUUUUUUGGUCAAAAAAUGGCGAUUUUUCUAAUGGUUUUGUUCGCUCACGGAGGGGGGGGGGAGUAAGCAUUUUUCUGCAUUUUUAUAAAAUAUUUUUUUAAAAAUUAUUCCUGAGCCAUCUCCAGUCAAAGCAGUCCAAAAACAAGUCGGAUCCCCCAAACUCAGCGUUGCAGAAUUAGAAAGAGUUAAAAACGCCCUUCAACAAUUCCAACAAAUUAUGAAGGUCCAAAGAAUAUUAGUCAAACCAGUCUUCCAAGAUUUCGACAAAGCCAAUACAGGCCAUGUAACUGUUUCUCAAUUUAAACGUGUUUUGACUACAACUGGGCUUCUGCCUGAGGAAUCUGACAUAAUUCAGCUUAUCAUCAACCUUUACAAGGACUCUCACCUGGGCGUCAAUUACCAAGCUUUCUGCCGAGCUGUAGACGACGUUGACACCAUAGGUGGCAUUAUUUCAGGGCCUACAGAAACCACAUAUGACCCUAUGCCAAAGCCUCAAACAGUCCAAGACCUCACCGCGACCAGAUUUUUUGACUCCGAAGUCCCUAAACAAGCAGACCAUCUAGAAGUCGAAGAAAGGCUCAGAGCUGAGGUCGCCAUGAAAAGAAUCAGAGCCAGCGAGUUCUUCAGAGACUACGACAGGCUUAGAAAAGGAACCGUCAAAGAAGGCCAAUUUACCUCAGCUUUAGGAAUGCUUGGCUUAAGGCUUACUGAAGCUGACAUACAAGCAAUGAUAGACAAAUAUAGAGACGAAAGAGGAGAUAUCAGAUAUGCCGAGUUCUGCAGAUAUGUAGAAAGCGCUCCAGAUCCGCUUGAUAAACUGCCAGAAGUGAGGCCGCCUGCAUUUAUUUCCACUCAGCCUGCCAGGAGAAAAUAUUUAGAUUUUACGGAAGGCGAAAGAGUUUUAUUGGAAAAUGCCUUGAUGAAUUUCCAGGUUAUUAUUAGAAAUAGAAGGGUCCAUUUGCGCCCGAUGUUCCAAGAUUUUGAUAUUACCAAGUCUGGGCAUGUUUCGAGAACUCAGUUCUGCAGGGUUCUGAACCAGCUUGCAUUAGCUCCCACUGAGGAGGAUCUUCGGGUAAUUCUUAAGAGAUAUCUUGACAAAGGCAACAUGGAAGAGGUGAACUAUAUGGAUUUCUGCAAAGAUGUGGAUAAGCCGGAAGAAAUAUUUACCCCUGAUGAACAAGCUGGGCCAGAUAUUGAAAAAGUUUUAGAAAUGAGAAGAACGCUUUUUAAGAAUUUGCAAUAUACCACACGUCCUGUUAUAGGGGAUGACUAA